UUCCUCGGCUGGGCAGCGUUUUUAUUCACUCGUCCCCUCUUCUCCCCGUGUAGCGUACGUCUCUCUGUGUUGUGUAUAUUCUUCGCCAUUAUAUCGGGGGAUUGACUAUUUUGUUGUACAUAUAACGUCUGAAAUAAACGGGGAAACUAUAUAUUUUUUAUACCUUCGACCAGAGGAACGAGUUAUAUUAUCGCUGAUCGAUAAAUUUGUUACAUCGAACGUCAUUUCGUGGAUAUAUAUUGUCACCUUGUGUACUUGGAUAUAUUUCAAAAGGACUGGUAUAUUUUUGUAUACCACCGCUGUGGAAUAACUUGUUUUUAUAUUUAUUGUCGGAUUGUUCUGUCCAUGUCUCCAAACGCAACUCCCACUACAGCCAGUACCCAGAAAGGCGCAUUUUCCUUCCCUGCAACUAAGAGUGAGAAGACAAGUCUACCCGAUUUCUGUGGCUCCGAGUUGGAUUUAUCUGCAACACCAAACCCUCAUAGGCAGUGCCACAUAAACAGCGUAGACUCGGAUCAGUGCAAUAUGGCCGCUUCCUCGUUCACAUUCGCGCUUUCAGGCAAAUCACCGCUGUGCGCCAGUGCGCUCAAAUCAUCGUCGGGCAACGGGAGCAGGACACCCGAGCUGAACACAAACAUGAGAGUGGCUAACCAAUGCUUGCUCAACCGUGCUUGCGAGCAAUUGCAGCAGUGUUCGCCCAGGAUUUUCCGAAAGCUUGGGAAAUCGGACUGUAAGCAGAACCAGAAUAACCAAGAUGUCACACCUAUGAGCUGUUCUCCCUCAUCUCCCUCCUCCACUACCUCACCUCUUGUGCUCCCGCAAGAACUCAGCCAGCGACUUGACAACCGUUCAUCUCUGCUCUCGCAAUGCACGCAGUCCCGUCUUUGCCGUCCUCGGUCUGGCUCCGUGAUUCUUGUGGACAUUCGGCCGUUCCUGGCAUUCAGCAGACGACACAUCUCAGGAGCUCUCAACGUCAACUGCGCCACUCGAUUCUCGUGCAGGAGGCUGCGUGAAGGCAAGGUAGCACUCGUCGACCUGGUCACGUCGGAGGAAGGCAAGAAGGAGUUCCAGGGGAGGUUGGAUCAAGAUAAGGAGGUUGUGGUUUAUGAUGAGGAGUCUCAAGGAAUUGAUAACUUACCCGUCAACCAUCCGACUUCUCUUGUUGUUAGUGCUCUGAAGAAGGAAGGCGUCAACGUCAGACUAUUAAAAGGUGGAAUCAAAGAAUUUGCGAACCACGGCGAAGAUCUGUUCGUCAGCGAACUCACGAACACCUCAUCUACCUCAUCAACCGUGAUCAAUGAUGGCGAAGAGCCUCCCAGCCCCACCACCGACAGCGAGCACAUCCUCCGCGGCGGCUCCGGCAUCUGCCCUUCUGAAGGCAUCCCCAUGACUCAGAUUUUGCCUCAUCUCUACGUCGGCAACGAAGUCGACGCUGCCAACAUCGACGCACUUCGGCUGCACGGCAUCAGCCACGUCCUCAACGUCACCAACUCAGUGCCUUGUUUCCACGAAGGCGAAAGUGCCAUGCGCUACAUGAGAAUACCAGUACGCGAUAACGGACUCAUCAACCUCCGGAUGCACUUCCAAGCCGCCCUCGAGUUUAUCGAGGAGGCUCGACGUCGCAAUGCCCGUGUACUCGUCCACUGCCACGCGGGUAUCUCCAGGUCUUCCACCGUGGUCAUCGCUUACGUGAUGAAGCACAUGAACCAGGCCAUGAGCCAAGCUUAUCAGUUCGUCAAGAACAAACGCCCCAUCAUCGCCCCCAACCUCGGUUUCGUCGGUCAGCUCAUGGAGUUCGAACAGAUCUUGAACAAGAUGAACGCUCCGCGUUCGGCCGGCUGUCGGCUCACCGACUCGCCUACGACAUGCGCCAAGCAGUUGCAUCACAGCAGACCAGGUACUCCAAGCCUAGACUUAGACACAGCCGUUAUGGAGGCAUAGGUUCAACUCCACACCAGACUUUCGCGUGUACAUUUUUCUGCUCUGUCUGGAAACUUUGGGAAGGCAGGCUACAGAACGCUGAUGAUGGAGACAAACAGACAUUAACAUUUUUCGACUGAUUCUUGCCGAAUAUUCUCCUUACCUACAAAGGACUAUCUCCUAGCACUCUAGCUUCUAUGACCCUGAAGUACAGUAGAAGAAUGUAGACAACAGAACUUCCAUUUUCAGUCUCUAAGAUCUUUCUAGAUACAAUUUUUUCAAUAAAAUUGAUACAUGUAACUCACAAUUUUCAGGUAAGCAAUAUCAGUAGAGUUCUUCAAUCCAAACGAAUAAUUUUUCUAAGUAGUAGCACUAUAGGGUUAAACUGUAUCGGCUUCCAUUUUCUUUUAUAAAUCACUAAACAUGCGCUGGGCGCUAUUUUGACACUUUAUAAAGAAGUACUAUUAUAAAUGUCACCGGUUAUGAUAUUUAUUCAUGACAUCAUGAUCUAGAAUCUAGAUAGUAACUGGUUUUUAAUUAUUAAUUUUUUGUAUUUGUGUAUGUGCAAUCGGUAAGAUAGACGAAGGAAUUUUAACAAAAUAAUAAUACAGAAAACGACAUUGACAAAGCGCUCGAAGAUAACUUACAUUGUUAUGUAAGAUAAAUCAUUAGGAACACCACAUUUUUGCGUGAAAGGGUAGCUUGUUUCCGUAAAUUGUCAAUUAUUAACUUAAAUGCAGAAUGAUUGAUUUAAAUCUUAAGAAAUUAAGUUCGUACUUCGAUCUUAACUUAGCAGCUCGUUAGCUAAGAUAUCAUCUUGAUUUUCAGUUAUGAUUGGUAAUUGUUCUUACUUGUUGGUGCUCACACUUUUGUGGUCUUAAGGCACAUGCUCUUGGUGUUACUUCAAUGUAAGGUCUUUAAGUUUUUUUUUAUUUUUCUUUCUUUUGUUUAUUUUUCCAUGGAGUUGUGUUGUGCCGUUUGUUUUGAAAUGCUUGUGUUUUUUUAUCAAUAUUCAUAAACACAUCACUUUUUAAGUUAAAAAACUUGAAGUGGGUCGUCAUGGCCGAUUUGUUAUUGACUAAUUUCUUAUUUUUCCUUGAUAUUUGUCGACUAAGACGAAUCAUCAUAGUGUUUGACUCGUCGUGACGUACAUUAUUUCAAAAACUCUUUUGUUCCCAUAGCAAAAACUACAACAGGUAUAAAGCGAAUGCGUUUCAAAGCUCAUAACGUUUUCCAAUUUUUAUCAACAAUUUCAGAAAAUUCAUAUUAUGAGCAUUAUACUUUAAUCACUAUUAUGGCAAUAAUAUCUGUGAUGGCAAAGUGGUAAUUAUUUACUUUUGCGUGGUUUUCCUGGUGAUAAUGCUUUUUUUUUAACUUCGUGAAAUCUUAUUAGUAUUUUCAUUUGAUUCGACAAUUCUCGGUUAUCUUUAUUUUAAUUAUUUUAAAAGUGGAUUUCCUUGAAUAUUUAAUAUGUUCUCUUCCAAAUAACAUCUUUUGAUUUGUCGUCAUUAAUUUUGUCCCCCUUUUUAUCAACCUCGGGGAAAACGUUACUCUUGCCGCUGUACAUGUAUUUCAUACUUCAAAGUCUGUAUACACGUUUUAAAAGAUGAAAUAAAAACAAAAAGACAUGAACGUA
Molecule: messenger RNA, 3556 nt
Organism: Strongylocentrotus purpuratus (purple sea urchin)
Lineage: Eukaryota; Metazoa; Echinodermata; Echinoidea; Camarodonta; Strongylocentrotidae
Gene: dusp10
Product: dual specificity protein phosphatase 10
Exons: 3
Coding region: 346-1941 (531 amino acids)
Biological process (GO): negative regulation of MAPK cascade; protein dephosphorylation
Cellular component (GO): cytosol; cytoplasm
Molecular function (GO): MAP kinase tyrosine/serine/threonine phosphatase activity; protein tyrosine/threonine phosphatase activity
Source: RefSeq, a predicted model, not a curated record